Messenger RNA from Arctia plantaginis, 363 nucleotides. Lineage: Eukaryota; Metazoa; Arthropoda; Insecta; Lepidoptera; Erebidae. The record is from the annotation of a GenBank genome assembly.
AUGAAACUCCUUUUAGUCGUUGUGGUCAUCACGUUCUCUUGCGUCAUCGCAGAGUACACGAGCAGAUACGACGAGGUUAAACUGGAUGAGGUCCUGUCAAACAAGAGAUUGCUGAAUGGCUACAUGAAGUGUGCGCUUGAUAAGGGGCCUUGCACUCCUGAAGGGAAAGAACUAAAGUUCUACAUAGUCGACGCGCUGAAAUCAGGUUGUGAGAAGUGCACUGACCGUCACCGCAAGAGCAUCAAGAAGGUGAUCAAACACUUAGUGAAGAACGAGCCCGAAUACUGGCAGCAAGCUGUAGACAAAUACGACCCUGACAAGAAAUACACCCACACGUACGAAAAAGAAUUAAAGAACUGGUAA